Thermothelomyces thermophilus ATCC 42464 is the source of this 2310-nucleotide messenger RNA. RefSeq lists its product as uncharacterized. Gene Ontology annotation, molecular function: GTP binding; GTPase activity; signal recognition particle binding. The coding region runs from base 97 to 2061 and encodes 654 amino acids. The transcript is spliced from 4 exons. Gene Ontology annotation, biological process: SRP-dependent cotranslational protein targeting to membrane. Gene Ontology annotation, cellular component: endoplasmic reticulum membrane; signal recognition particle receptor complex. NCBI's taxonomy places the organism in Eukaryota, Fungi, Ascomycota, Sordariomycetes, Sordariales, Chaetomiaceae. The record is from RefSeq and is a predicted model, not a curated record.
GCAGGGACCCGUAUCUGGACAGGUUUUGAGAUCUCAUUACGCAUCCCUGCGCCAGUCAUAGCACCAACAAGUCCAGCACUCGGCCUGCGGUUCAGGAUGUUGGACGCCUUCGAGAUUAUCAAUACUUCGGGGGUUGUACUCUGGUCCAGGAGCUAUGCGCCUGUUAGCCCCUCGGUGGUCAACAACUUCAUCUCGGAUGUCUUCAUCGAGGAGAAGAGUACAGUCGCUGGCGCAAAGGACGGCGCAUCGGCGGCCUCUAACCCACCGUACAAGCACGACCAGCACAGCUUGCGAUGGACCUUCAACAAGGAACUCGGUAUCAUUUUUGUCGCCGUCUACCGCUCUCUCCUGCACCUGCCCUGGGUCGAUAAGCUUGUCGACAACAUUAAAGCCAUCUUCGUGAGUCUCUACGACGACCAGCUCAAGAAGCCGAAUACCACAAUUGUCCAGUGCGUCAAGUUCGACGAGUACUUCGACCAGCAGCUCCGAGAGCUCGAACAAGCGGGAAACAAGUCAGACGCGCGCGCGUACGGUGAUGAGACGGUUUCAGGGAGUAUAAAGGAUGAACCUCCUCUGCCAUCCGCUCUUUCGAACCAUGCCAAGGCCCAGAACAAGUCGUCGGCCGAGUCCAGCCCGGUUCCGACGCCCAAUGUCUCGCGCCCGUCGACUCCCAGUGCAAGCCACUUGCUAGUGGCCAAGCCUGGCCCAGGGGCCAAAAUGUCGAGACGAGCCAGGAAGAUGCAGAAUAAUAACCCGGUACCGCCCUCUUCAGGGGACGAAGCCACGGGGCGAAAGGGCAAGCCGGCCAAAGCUGCCAAGCGCGGGAGGAAGUGGGAUGCCGACGGGUUGGCGGACGAGACCGACGAUGUCCAACUCGACUACUCAGUCCACGCAUCUACGACCGACAAUGAAGCUGUUGCUGGCGGGAGGCCCGGUGCCGUCGAGGAGGUGGAUGCUUCUACCUGGGGAUCAAGGACAAAGGGGAAGUUCGUACUCAGGGACUUGGGCGAUGAGGUGCAUUCAAUCCUGGCAGAUGCCGAGGCUAAGAACAAGGCGGCAACCGAGACGGAAGCAUCCACCGGCCUUGUCGGGUCGAGUCUAAGCGCUAUCGGAGGACUCUUCAGGAACGUCGUUGGUGGCAAGACGUUGACGAAGCAGGAUCUCGAGAAGGCCAUGAAGGGGAUGGAGGAGCAUCUGCUCAAGAAGAAUGUUGCACGCGAGGCCGCCGUGAGGUUAUGCGAGGGCGUGGAGAAAGAACUCAUCGGCGUCAAGACCGGAAGCUUUGAGAGCAUCAACUCUAGGAUACGAAAGGCCAUGGAAGCCUCGCUCACCAAGAUGCUUACCCCCACCUCUUCCCUCGAUCUUCUUCGCGAAAUCGACUCGGUCACGUCCCCGCCCGCCACUUCGCUUCGCAAAGCCCGCCCUUACGUCAUGUCCAUUGUCGGCGUGAACGGCGUUGGCAAGUCCACCAACCUCUCCAAGAUCUGCUUUUUCCUCCUGCAGAACCAGUACAAGGUGCUCAUCGCCGCCGGCGACACAUUCCGCUCCGGCGCGGUCGAGCAGUUAGCUGUGCACGUGCGCAACCUGAAAGAGCUAACCGCCCGAGAGGGCGGCAAGGUCGAGUUGUACCAGAAGGGGUACGGCAAGGAUGCGGCAGCCGUGGCCAAGGACGCAGUCGCCUUUGCCGCCCAAGAGGGUUUCGAUGUUGUGCUCAUCGAUACUGCUGGGCGGAGGCAUAACGACCAGCGGUUGAUGUCAUCGCUGGAAAAGUUUGCCAAGUUCGCGCAGCCGGACAAGAUUCUGAUGGUUGGCGAGGCACUCGUCGGAACGGACUCGGUUGCGCAGGCGAGAAACUUCAACGCCGCUUUCGGGUCUGGCCGGUCGCUGGACGGCUUCAUCAUCUCCAAGUGCGAUACCGUCGGGGAUAUGGUAGGCACUCUGGUUAGCAUCGUACAUGCCACGAACGUGCCGGUCUUGUUUGUUGGUGUUGGCCAGCACUAUUCGGACUUGAGGAACUUCUCGGUCAAGUGGGCGGUCGAGAAGCUGUUGAGCAGCGCAUGAAGUGGUUGCGGAGGGCUAAGUGGACAUGAAGCGCGUCUAGGGUAGUUUGCACUCGGGAUAGUCAACGUCUCCUCCCUGGCUAAGACAUGAGCAUGUAUGCAAAGGUGCAAUUUUCUGGGAUGCAAAAGGAUAGUUACCCGUGUCUCGGUUCUCAGGGGCAAGGGAAGGAAGGAUAAGGGUUAGGGUUGUAUAUGUGGCUCUUUCCAAUUGCUCUCUUUCAAAUUGACUGUCACGUGCUUUCGUGCCUCC